Molecule: messenger RNA, 4365 nt
Organism: Oreochromis aureus
Lineage: Eukaryota; Metazoa; Chordata; Actinopteri; Cichliformes; Cichlidae
Product: synaptotagmin-11
Exons: 4
Coding region: 238-1644 (468 amino acids)
Biological process (GO): regulation of calcium ion-dependent exocytosis; cellular response to calcium ion; regulation of dopamine secretion
Cellular component (GO): synapse; axon; membrane
Molecular function (GO): calcium ion binding; clathrin binding; phosphatidylserine binding
Source: RefSeq, a predicted model, not a curated record
UGCGCACCGAGCGGAGCACCGACACAGAGACCGACGCAGCGAGCGGACGACACCUCCGUCAGCCGACGUGUGAAGGCUUUCUUUCCCGGAUUAGCGGCUUGGUUUCGGUGAUUCUCCUCUCGGCCGUCGCUCCUCUAUGGAUGUGAAGUAAAAGCGGGCGGUAGUCAGUCAGUGUCCUCUCAUCUGUGCGCUCUUCUCCCCGCUCGGUCAGGACCGCAUCCUGCCCCGAUCCACAAAAUGGCGGAUAUCAGCGAGCUGGGACCCGCCUACGCCAUGUCUCCGGUGCUGGCGGGCUUCCUGGGGGCUGGUGUUUUGGUUUUGGUCGUGGUGGUUCUGGUGCUGCUCUGGUCCUUCUGUCAGCGCCGUUACCUCCGUAUCUCUGGGCGCUACAAGCUGCACGGGGACCGUUACUAUGACGCCGAGGACCCGCCCUACAAGUUCAUCCACAUGCUAAAGGGGAUCAGCAUUUACCCAGAAUCCCUCAGCAGCAGCAAGAGGAUCGUACGCGGCAUCCGGCGUGCCGACCGCUCCGACCGUGACGGAGACCGAGGCUGCACCACAGCGGGCACCGCCGGGAGGGGGAUGGUGCUUGUGGACGCGGAGAACAACAUCCUGGAUGUCCCCGGUCAGCUGCAGAUGAGCCACCUGGUCCCUCCUGCCGGCGCAGACGCUGCCCAUGGCCAGGGUCGGCUGGAGCGGGCUUUACCGGUCCGUGCUGACUACUGCUGCCUGGAUAGCAGCUCGGCCAGCAGCAGCCAGACCAGCAGCAAGACGGCGUCCCCCUUUACCCCCGCCUCCUCAGAGCCCGAGCCCGAGCCCAGCUUGGGCUCCAUCAGCCUCACCGUUGACUACAACUUCCCCAAGAAGGCUCUGGUGGUGACCAUCGUCGGCGCCCGGGGCCUCCCCGCCAUGGACGAGCAGGCGGGUAGUUCGGACCCCUACGUGAAGAUGACCAUCCUGCCCGAGAAGAAGCACCGCGUCAAGACCCGCGUCCUGAGGAAGACCCUGGACCCUCUGUUUGAUGAGACCUUCACUUUCUACGGCGUGGCCUACAGCUCGCUGCCCGAGCUCACCCUGCACUUCCUGGUCCUCAGCUUUGAUCGCUUUGCCCGCGAUGAUGUCAUCGGGGAGGCAGUGGUGCCGCUGAAGGGCGUGGACCCGAGCACGGGCCGAGUCCACCUGAGCCAGCAGAUCACCAAGAGGAACAUGCAGUGCGAGAGUCGUGGAGAGCUGCUGGCGUCUCUGUCCUACCAGCCGGUGUCUCAUCGCCUCAGCGUGGUCGUCCUGAAGGCUCGACACCUCCCCAAGAUGGACAUCACCGGCCUGUCAGCCAACCCCUACGUGAAGGUGAACGUCUUCUAUGGCCGUAAGCGCAUCGCCAAGAAGAAGACCCACGUGAAGAAGUGCACGCUAAACCCGGUCUUCAACGAGUCCUUCAUCUACGACAUCCCGCCCGAGCUUCUGCCUGAGAUCUCCGUGGAGUUCCUGGUGGUCGACUUCGACCGAACCACCAAGAACGAGGUCCUGGGUCGCCUCCUGCUCGGCCUCCACAGCCCCUCCCCCUCUGGAGCCUCCCACUGGAGGGAGGUGUGCGAAAACCCCCGCCGGCAGAUCUCCAAAUGGCACAACCUGAGCGAGUACUGAGGGAGGAGCACCGCCAGAAACCAGCCAACACCACCCACUGGCUGGGACUCCACCAGUGAAGCCACUGGGAAAUAAAGACUCAGUGUACAGCACAUAUACACACACACACACACACACACACACAGACACACACAUACAUAAAACAACACACAGUCACACUGUUGUGAUCAUAGGUAAACUCUCUCCCUCUAUUAUCUCUCUCUACCACCACUACAUCUGCAAAGUAUAAGAAGAAUCCUGCAGCUCUUUACAGCCAGUAAACAAACCAUGAAGUCCAUUUCUAAGACUGUUCUCGUGUCUCCUCUGGCUGUCGAUGUGUGUCGACGGGGGAAGGAAUGCUCAAAUAUGAUUUCAAAAAAAGAAAGAAAAAAGAAAAAGAUCCCCCUCUUGCUGUUGUUGCCAUGCAGUUCAUUGCAUGUCCGUCUGAAAAGAAAAAAAAAUCACUCCAAAUGAAGAGUUGAGAUCUGUGACAUCACCACGACAGGAAGAAAUUUCAGCUCUGAUAGAAAAUAUGAUGAAAAUACUCUGCAUAGAAACUGAAACGCUGAAUAUAUCCAAGUAACGAUUACUCCUCUGUAGGACCAAAUACUGCUGCAAAGAAUCGCUCCCGAUGCUCCGACGCUCCGUCAAGUUUCCGUUUGCAGGAGGAUAGUUGUUGUUUUUAGACAGCAGCGUGCUCUCUGCCUGCAGAAGAUCAUUUUCACCCACCGCUCCUGCAGCAGAUCGUACGACCGCACCCGACCCCGGAGGAAGUGCACUCGGCCUCGUUUCAGUGUGGAUUCAGGACUGUCAGAACCUCCUGACUGAGCCUAGAUCGUUUGAAAUCAGCUCCUGCUCAUGAAGACUGAAAGAUGAUGUAAAAUACUUGUUUGUAACAUGAAUGCAUUCCUCUUAUUUAGACUGCGAGUGAUGCAGAGGGCGGCUGUGGUGCCUGAUGAUGUUUUUAGCUUUUUAUCACAGAACAGCAUCAUGCUGUGGAGAAAUAUUCAUGUAUUCAUUCAGGGAUGUAGCCCUUAAAGAGAAGCUUCUUUACCACAGGAGUGCUGUAGUUAGGAUGAGGAUAACAUUCGCUGUAAAUGAUGGGAGGUAAAUAAGAACUUCAGGGCUUAAAACUGAAACUAAUGUGGAAGUGCCAAAACCUGCAGCUCCUCUAAACACUGUUCAGGCAGCUGGGUGAAAAUUCAGAAAAGAAAAGCAACCAAAAUAAAGUCUGAAAACCUGAAAGGACAUUAAAAAGCAAUGAAAUCUGCAGCAUACAGCAGUUAAUGAAUAUAAUUCAAUUCGAAAGUAAAAAAGUACCUUUACGUCUUUAUAGUCCGACUACCUCUUUGAUGAUAAAAGUAGGAUAACCAGAAGCAUCAGCUAAUAAAACAGAUGUGGCUUUUGUCUGUGUCGUUUACGACAUCCUGGGGUUUGUAACACUUGCUGGAAUCCAACAGUCCACAUUCUACUGAAAGGCACUUUACUGUCAUGUGACAAAAGUCCACCAAGUAGCGUGGACUGUUCAGUACACGCAUUCAAAACUACUGAAGGCUUGUUUAUAAAGUCUGAAUAUAAUUCAUCAUUUUGACACAGUCAUUCUUGAUUUAUUGAGGUCUUUAAAAGCUCUGAUGGCAGAUGUCCACUCCAAAGGUCAGACUUCCAUCUUCCAACUUGGAAUUAUAAGUUGGAUGUAGGUACCGUGACAUCAGCUUUUGGUCCCUGCGAAAUCGAGGGAACUAAACACUCCUGCUUUUUAACUCUCAUAAAAAUUGAUAUCAUACUGUGUUCAUUAAGACUAGAAACUAUCAGGUGAAAUAAUAAAUUAAUCAUAAAAGUGAUAACAAAUAGGAUCUAUUUCCUCAGAGUUCUUUCAGACUUCAGGCUUCUUAUUCCAGCCCUCGCUGCCCCCUGCUGGUCAUUAGAAGGAGCUGCGUCCACAUUGGGUUCACUUUUCAGACUCUGAACUUAUGUUCAUCUUCUGUAUCCAGUCUUUAUUUCUGCUGAUUAGGCUCCACCUUCUUGUCUAAAUAUGGUCAUCCUGGCACUGAACGCCAAUGCUAAGGGAGGGAUGUGAAUCAUGCUCGGCGACCACGGCAGCGCUCCUCUGCUUCACUGCGUUCUCUCUCUGUCUCAUUUUGUACAUUUCCCUCUCCUCCAUCACAUUGAGACUGAUUUGCACUGCUUCGUAAAGCGUAUCUCUCCCUCUGUGAAUGUUCCCCUGCAGCCAGCUGGUGGCGCUGUUUUAUAUUACUUUGUUCCUACAAGCCCAGUGAAUGUGUCUGAGGUGACGUUGGACUUUGGCUUCAUGUUUUCUUACUGACGAGUUUGUUUGAGUGAUGACACACUGUGAGUUUUGUCUUGAAAGCACAUUUUAACCCCAGUUUAACUUUAACCUUGAAUCUGCUCAACAGCUUGCUUACUAGUGCAGAGAGUAAUAAACUUUGUGCAAGUUUCACUUUGAAUCAUAGAGAGGUGAAGAAGACGCCACAGAAAACACGCCACCUGAAGCCUGAUCUCCAUCGACGCCCUCAGAUUCAAACUGUGACCUGCUGACGGACGGACAGACAGACUGAGUGUACAUUUGUACAGAUGUGAAGAUGUUUGCUGGUUUCCUUCCUGUCUGAUGUUCUCAGAGCUUUAGUGUGUUUGAGCGCCCCCUGCUGUAGACCUGGAUGCUAACCUCUGUGUUGGGUUUGUUAACACUCAUUGGACGUACAAAUAAAAACAAGUUAUCCAUGA